AUACAGAGUAUGUUAAAAUGGAUGAAUGCGUCAGGGGAGGAUGGCCGCUGCUUUAAACAGCCUCAUAUGAGGACGGGUUGCAUAAGAAGGUAUUGAGAAGUGGACUUGGUUGACAGAUGCGGGUGUACACGAUGGUGUUUGUGUCUGUGGUGUUUAUGACAUGUGGUGGUCGUGUAGUGGAGUACCAAUUGCUGAGCAUGGACGCUCAGAUCCCUCUCUACUGUAUCUCGACUACUCUACAUGUCAUGUCCACUUGUCAGUGCGCCAUGAAGGCCAGCAUGGCGGGUGUGGCCACCUUUGGAAUCCAAGCCUCUAGUAACGUGGGCGGGCUGGUGAAGUGUGCCCUCGCUCACAGUAACUGCACGACAACUACACUUCUCAUCGCCAAUAACUCUGCCCACACAGUCUGGACAGCUCGGCUCCCAGACGAGACAGCCAGCAAUACAACCACCCCAGCAUCAACCACCAUUUUAGUAACUCCAGCAAUAACCACCACCAUUGGAAUGUCUGCUUCUACCACAGUCAUCACCAGUCCAGCUGCUGCUGUGAAUACAUCAACCACACUCCUUGCUAUUACCACCACGGCAUCGGGUACAACCGCUCUUUCAACAACGACCGCUGCUCCCACAUCCACUGCAGGCGGCACCUGUCAUCAAGUUAAUGAGGCUUGUACCACAGUGGGCGCCACCUUCAUUCACCCUACUGACUGUGCCAAGUACCUGGAAUGCUCAGUUACAUACGUACUGCUGGCGAGAGACUGUGGUGCUGGUACCCACUGGAAGCAGUCGCAGGGCAUCUGUGGCUUCAUCACUACGCCAGAAGAACAAUGCACAUGUUAAUAGUUGAAUUAGGUAACUCAACACCCCAGCAUCUGUCAAUACCCCAUCACCCUACCAACGUUCCAUUAGGAUUUUGAGCUUGGGUAAUGAUAAAGCCAUCAGAUAUUAGGUGGGCGAUUUUUAAAUUCCAAAAUCUGCCGAGAAAACGUUCAAUGUAUAAAUGUAUUGGAAUUUGACAAACGGGAUACUUGGAUUCACAUCUAAAAGCGUUUCCCAUAAGCCAUCUAGCCAAGGGAUAUACACCGAGUUACUUUAGUCUUUAACUAUGUUUAUGACUAAGGUAUUAUUGCUGGCGAGUCAGCAAAGCAUAGUGGUGGUCUUAAUAAUCCUCCCGCGGUUGAUAGACCUGUAGUCUAGCACCAAACUAAACAUCUAACUAAUCUAUAUCUAUGAGAGAAUGUUCGAGGUUGGGGACAAGGUAGCUACGGUUAACCUCACGUAACUUUCCAUGGUGAAUUGUGAUUGUAUGGCAAGUGUCAGUAGUUGGGGGUCGACCCCCAUGCCUGUCUUCAAGUAGGAUUGGUUCCUGUUGCGAUAACCAAUGAGUCCUAUGAAGUAUGAAAUGUGGGUUUGAUUGUCCAUAGAUUGUUUUCCAACUAAAUUCUCUGCAGUUAUCACUGGGAGAGAGAAUUGAAGAGAUAGAUAUUUAUGGCAGGUGGCUGCAGGAAAUGAAUCCCUCAAUGGCGAACAUUCCAAUUGUAAACUAUGUGAACUGGAGCUGGGACAUACUCUCUAACACUUAUAUCUGCGAUUGCCCUGUUAACAAUGAUUUCAAACCAAAUGGUAUGAGGAACUUUGAGCUGUGUAACUACAUCAUGCACUCACGAACACUGGAAGAUAUUCUUGUGCUCUACCAAGAGUUUGGUAGGACAGGCUAAUAGAUUAGACUCACAGUUCAUGUUCACUGCAGAUUCCAUGUAUGACUAAGCAUCUUGUGAGAUUGGGAUAUUAGAUCAGCUCAUAGCUAGUUUAUGAUCUACACUGUAAACCUUCGAAUAGAAUUGGGUUGCAGCACAUUACCGUGUAUACCCAAGAUUAUUAAUUCAAAAUUAGAUAGUGUAUACUAUUAUAGAUUGGGUUGCUUAAGUAUUGCAUGUGUGAUGAUUAAAGUGGGUUGCAUAUAUAUAUAUAUACUCUACUAGUGCACUGUAUAGUGUUCCUAAUGUUACUUGUUCAUUGUACUCAUUGAUGUAUGGGGAAACAGACGCGACAAUGGCGGGCGUGAUGCCGCCUAGUGGCCGGCGUUCAGGACCGGUGUCCACCUAGGCAUUGUCGUCUUUGGUUCCUUAAAUUAUGGGUUGUAAUGAUUUAAUUGUCACGUUUACUGUAUUUGAAUGUUUAGCACUUGUGUUAAUAUACAUUUAUAUAUAUGUACUAUUCACUUGUCAUGUACAGGUGGUAUUAAGUAUGGGUUCAGAGUAAGGGUUGUGAAAUGUAUUGGUGGUAGCCUCGCUGUGGAAGGUACCCCGUCCUGAUGCCUGCUGCUGCUGCUGCUGGAGUCGCAGUGCGACUCUCUAGGAGGGAGGAAGUGUGUAUUUCGGCUAAUUAUCAGUUAAGUAGUCUAAUUGAUUUUGAUUUUUUGCAUAGGUGUAUAUUUACCUGACAAUUGUGACUAUUCUGCGUAUGAUUAUAUUAUGGAGUGUAAAAGCUCCCUGUGGGAUCAGCUCUGAUCAAACUUUAAAAUUGUUUAUUCAUUUUUCCACCGGGGACGUAAUAAUAAAGUACUAGAUGUAAUUAUGUGUCGGUUUUGCAUAAUCUGAACGCAUGUGUUUUAAAGUUAUUGUAAAUAAUUAUAUUUCUUGUUUGGCCAGAGUAGACUGGUUAGUGUCCCUAAAGUGUGUUUACUUUACCCUCCGGAUAAGACAGUAGUAGGGAGGGCCAAUUUAAAAUAGGGAAGGGCUAAGGGACACAUGACAGUAACGAGCACUACUGGUUUGUCUUAACUUGUAUACACUGGAGCACCGUCAAAUUUGUUUAUUAAGCAGCCUCGACAGGUUAAGGGAAGACCCAGAGAAACUCUAGGUCAAACACUAUUGGUUAGGCAAAUAGGCAAAAAGUUAGGUAUUGGUUAGGAAAAAUUAUGGAGUGGCAAAGUGAUAAGGGACUGCUGUGACAGCCUAUUGUGGACACUGAUUCCUUUCUUGGGCACAGCAGUGCUUUAUAAUCGAAUACAUAUAUGGAUACAAUGUUUACUUUGUAACGUUCCUUUCUUUAUAAAGGUUUAACAUGGAUUGAUCUAUUGAUUACAGAAUACGCAUAUCUUGGCGU
Messenger RNA from Procambarus clarkii (red swamp crayfish), 3107 nucleotides. RefSeq lists its product as uncharacterized. Gene Ontology annotation, cellular component: extracellular region. Lineage: Eukaryota; Metazoa; Arthropoda; Malacostraca; Decapoda; Cambaridae. Gene Ontology annotation, molecular function: chitin binding. The record is from RefSeq and is a predicted model, not a curated record.